AGAAUCCGUUUGGCUGGCUGGCUGGCCCGGCAUAGCUGGCUCCUCCGUUUAAAGAAAACGACAAUGACAAUGUGAGUAAAUGUUCAUUUUCUCUAUUUCGUCAAAUCUCAAAUCCGCCGAAAAGAAAUCCUCCUCCUUUCGUAAACCACCGCCCAAAACCAUUAAUCAUGGCCGCUGCUUCCCCGCGCGAGGAGAACGUCUACAUGGCUAAGCUCGCCGAGCAAGCCGAGCGUUACGAGGAGAUGGUCAAGUUCAUGGAAAACGUCGUUUCCGCCGUCCCUCCACCCGACGAACUCACCGUCGAGGAGCGCAACUUACUCUCUGUCGCCUACAAGAACGUCAUCGGCGCCCGCCGUGCCUCUUGGCGGAUCGUCUCCUCCAUCGAGCAGAAGGAGGAAGGGCGCGGCAACAACGACCACGUUUCCGUCAUCCGCGACUACAGGGCCAAGAUCGAGGCCGAGUUGUCCGAGAUUUGCGCCGGAAUUCUGAAGCUCCUCGACGAGAAGCUUGUUCCGGCUGCUGGAACCGGCGAUUCCAAGGUGUUUUACCUGAAAAUGAAGGGUGAUUACCAUAGGUACUUGGCUGAGUUCAAGACUGGCGAUGAAAGGAAAGCUGCUGCCGAGAACACCUUGACUGCGUAUAAAUCUGCUCAGGACAUUGCAAAUACUGAGCUAGCCCCGACUCAUCCUAUCCGUUUAGGAUUGGCUCUAAACUUUUCUGUCUUCUACUAUGAGAUCCUGAAUUCUCCGGAUCGUGCUUGCAGUCUUGCCAAACAGGCUUUUGAUGAAGCCAUUGCUGAGCUCGAUACUCUUGGAGAGGAUUCAUACAAGGACAGCACUUUGAUAAUGCAACUUCUCCGUGAUAACCUCACUUUGUGGACCUCGGAUAUGCAGGAUGAUGGAACUGAUGAGAUCAAAGAAGCUUCCAAACGUGAAGAUGAGAAACAACCGUGAAGUUCCAAAUCUUUGUGGUAGUAUUUUGCUUCUCUUCUUGUUUUUGUAUGGAGAAGUUGGUUGGUCCUACUAUCUCCAGUUACUUGUUUUUAGUUGAUCAUGCCUGGAUUUAUCAAUUCCUUAGCAUUUCGCUGGAGCGAAUUUGACUUGAAGCUUUCUGAUUGCAGUGAGGCUAUGUGCACUCUUUUUAUUAAUUGUUUUCUCGACAAUAACGGAGUUGAAUAUUGAGAUAUUUCCUAAGCUUAAUUUUUUAAGACGUUUUCUUCGAA
Messenger RNA from Hibiscus syriacus, 1222 nucleotides. RefSeq names its product 14-3-3 protein 6-like. The record is from RefSeq and is a predicted model, not a curated record. Gene Ontology annotation, cellular component: cytoplasm. Bases 168 to 953 code for a protein of 261 amino acids. Gene Ontology annotation, biological process: signal transduction. The transcript is spliced from 4 exons. NCBI's taxonomy places the organism in Eukaryota, Viridiplantae, Streptophyta, Magnoliopsida, Malvales, Malvaceae.